ACCAUCGCAAAAACCACGGAAAUUUUAAAUAUAGAAUGGAAUCAGUGAAGAAAGCACAUCAGCGGUUUCGUAAUUAUCCAAUUAUUCUGGGAAAAUGCUCUAAAGCAGCGUCAACAUAUGCAAUUUGUGUUACACGGGACUUCAAUGUAAAACAAAGUACAUGUGAAAAAGAAUUCCUUGAAUUCCGCAAUUGCUUACAACAAGCCGCUAAGAAAAUGAAUACGAAAUUGUAAAUGUUUGCUUGUCGUGAUAGAAUUUUUCUUUAGAGAAUA
This is a messenger RNA of Hermetia illucens (black soldier fly), 272 nucleotides long. RefSeq lists its product as uncharacterized. Bases 36 to 233 code for a protein of 65 amino acids. Gene Ontology annotation, cellular component: mitochondrion. The transcript has a single exon. The record is from RefSeq and is a predicted model, not a curated record. Gene Ontology annotation, biological process: mitochondrial respiratory chain complex I assembly. Lineage: Eukaryota; Metazoa; Arthropoda; Insecta; Diptera; Stratiomyidae.